Molecule: messenger RNA, 2678 nt
Organism: Larimichthys crocea (large yellow croaker)
Lineage: Eukaryota; Metazoa; Chordata; Actinopteri; Sciaenidae
Gene: cmtm4
Product: CKLF-like MARVEL transmembrane domain containing 4
Exons: 4
Coding region: 860-1486 (208 amino acids)
Cellular component (GO): membrane
Source: RefSeq, a predicted model, not a curated record
GGAGGUAAAGUACAGCACAAAGUGCAUGGAAAAAAAAGCUGCAGCCACGCUGCAAUCCUCUGGGAGAAUGAAGAAAUCAUUUCAUCAGGUCUGCUCGCAGGCUGCAGAGGCAUAUCUAUGAUAAAAAAAAAGAAAAAAAAAGGAGGGCAGCACCAGCAGCAGAGCUCCUCGGUCCUGUCGGCGUGGUUCCGGCUGGAUUCGUUUUGCUGGCUGGUUGGGAACACUUAAAACGGGCGCAGAGCCUGCACAAGAAUGUGCAGUUUUCAGAGGGGCGGAGACAAGCUCGCCCCGCAUCGAUAGCGAGUAAAGAAGCGGUGGUAACAGAGGGAGGCUGACUGGACUGGGAGCUGCUGCACGAAUAGUUAGUUUACAAUAGGAAACAAUAAGCUCCUCUCUCGGUUCUUCUGGACCGCUAUGCGUAAAUGUUUUUUUUUCGGUCGCAGAGUCGAGUAGGCAUUUUUCUUUUUUCCUCCCCGGUGCUGCUGAACUAACCAGAACCGUCCACGGUGCAGUGACACCAGGAUUCUAACAAGUGACCCGCCUAACAUAGUUCUGAGUGCGGCUGUUUUGGAGCAGAGACGCAGCAGGAAAACACCGCAGGGUUCACGGUUAAAAAAAAAACGCACAGCAGCCGGAUUUUCCUGCGCGUAAUGCUGAAGAGCAGCUGUUUCCCGGUGGAGUGGCCAUGAAAAGUGGACAGUCUGGUUUGUUUUCUCCAUCCAUUUCCAGCCCGCAUGGAACAAAGUGUGCUUUAUGAAACAUAACCUGUGCCCUGAGGUGGAUCCAGGCGCUCUGUCACCGCUGGAGGUUUGUAUGUCUUAACAUUUCCAGUCCAGCGUCCAUCUCUCCCGAAAUCAUCAUGAGGACCACGGAGGAGUCAGAGGGCUUUGACGGCGAGGCCUCCAACACUUCCAUGAUCUCCGGGGCCAGCAGCCCCUAUCAACCCACCACCGAGCCAGUCCACGCCAGGAACGUUUUAGGGGGGAUAAGGUGCGACAUGGAGUACCUCAAGUCGUACUUCGGGAUUUUAAAGGUGGUUGAAGUGGUCCUUUCACUUAUUGGAUUCAUCUGCAUAGAGACUAUCAUGAUGUGUUCUCCCUGUGGAGGGGUCUACUUCUUUGAGUUCGUGAGCUGCAGUGCCUCCGUUGUGACGGGAGUCCUCCUCCUGAUCUUCAGCCUCAACCUGCACACCAAGGUGCCCCACGUCAACUGGAGCCUAACGGACCUGGUUAACACCGCGGCCAGCACCUUUUUCUUCUUCUUGUCGUCUCUUGUGCUGGCCUGCAUCAACCACAACACUGGAGCUGAAAUAGCAGCAGUGAUCUUUGGCUUCCUGGUGACAGGUGUGUAUGGAAUAAACACCUACCUGGCAGUACGGAAGUGGCGUCUUGCCAAUGGCUGUCCGGGGGCGGCUCAGACCAGCGAGUACAUACGAGCACGCACUGCGUCUCGUGGAGAAAUGGAGGCGAGGCCGGAGCUCGCGUGAGUGCUGGCAGACAGUCAUACGGACUACGGUAAAGCCACACUACCGGCAGCUGAGUGAGAUGGAGCCUCGAGAUGGAAACAGUAUUUCAUUCAAGUCUUGAGUGGAAGUGGCUAUCUCAAGCUCACCGCAUGCUUUUGACUUCUGAUCACAGCACCUCGCUGAAAACAUUUCACAGCCACGGAUGAGCUCCGUGGCUUCAGUGACACAUAAAGACUCUAAACUGAAGAGCCCUGAAGAUAUUCUCUGUCAAACUUUUCAUCCACACACAUCUUUAUAAAUCAGCGUGAAGGAUGAUUUCCACAAAGAACCAAAAGAGAAGACUGGCAUCACUCCAGCUGUGCACCGACUCCUCUUCUGGCGUAGCUGUUGACUUUUUAGACGGUUUUGUGUUUCACUGUGAACGAAGUCAAGGAAAAGAAGGUCAGAUAUUUGUACAGUCUGCUUAUUUCACGCUGCUUUCCUGUAAAGUCUGUGGUAAUAAAUGUGAUCAUGGGCCCAGGAAGCCACUGGACCAACGGCACACUGCAACCUGCAGUACAACAGAAGCACCAUGACUUUACUGUUCUUUUCUUUGAUACUGACAUCAGCCUUUGGCUUCUACUGUACCUGUGAGCAAGGCUGACAUUAGAUAUUUGAAUCUAAAGAUUACACAUGCUGAUUUAAAGAGUUUCCUUUACAACUCAACAAAAUGCCUUUUGUGACAGCUAGUCGCUAUUGAGACGUGUCCUGCCAGCAAUCAUACAGAAACAGCACAGGGUCAUUCCUAACUGCAAUAAAGACGAGGUGAAGUUUGAGAUCUCUGCAUCACGGAUGCACCCAGUGGGUUUGACACAAUUUUGAGACCAAACUUAGACAUUCUUAACGCUUCAUUCCUUCGAUUUUUAUCCCAGGUCAUCUGUAAACUAUCCAAAAAAAAAAAAAUCUUCACACUUGCAUUCUUUUUGAGGUGUGUGUUAGAUCAGCACUGUGAGGCAAGAGUAGGUUGUAUCAGGCGAUGAUAAGGCAAUUGGUAUCUUGUUACUUUUGCACAUAUCCAAGGCUUCAGGUAACACGAACGCUGAUGGAACAGCAGUGAGAUUCAUUUGGAAACAAACAUCAGUAGGUGACCUGAUCAAGAUCAAUGCCAUUAGCCUAUACACUGUAUCUCAGGUAUUGACGCACUCCUUUCAGUCUUUGAUUCUCCAAAAAAAAA